UCAGACGUGCUGCUCUUCCAUGAUUUCUCUCCUUUGCCACCUUUGCUCAGAGACACACCGGCAGGAUGGCCUCGGCACAUGACAGAGCCGUACUCCAAGCCAUAUUCAACCCCACCUCCCCCUUUGGAGACGUUCCCGGCCUUGACCUAGAGGAGGAAUUAAUUGAUGACGACAGUGGCUUUGACACAGAGUUGCUGAAGCAAGUGAGGGAGCUGGAGGUGCGGGGCGUCUCGGCAGCCGAGGCUGGGGAUUUGCAAGGCGCUCUUCAGCUGUUCAGCCAGGCAAUCCACAUCCUGCCCGAGCGAGCCUCGGCCUAUAACAACCGGGCGCAGGCCCUGCGGCUGCUGGGGGACACAGCAGGAGCCCUGGCGGAUCUGGACCGAGCCGUCACUCUGAGUGGCAGCGCCGGACGAACUGCCUGCCAGGCGCUGGUGCAAAGAGGCCUUUUACGCCGAUUACAGUGCCAGAAUGAUGCGGCCCGGGCGGAUUUCGAGAGAGCGGCUGCACUCGGAAGUGAGUUUGCUCGACAGCAGGUUGUGGCUCUUAAUCCCUACGCUGCCCUGUGCAACAAAAUGUUAUCAGAAGUGAUCAACAAGCUACGCAACCCCGACGUCUCUGAGAUGCAGUAGCUGACGUGGACAAUUUGUGAAUGAACUCUCUGUUAUGAAUCUGAAUUAAACUCUUUUGUCUUUAUACCUCGA
Molecule: messenger RNA, 701 nt
Organism: Salarias fasciatus (jewelled blenny)
Lineage: Eukaryota; Metazoa; Chordata; Actinopteri; Blenniiformes; Blenniidae
Gene: ttc36
Product: tetratricopeptide repeat domain 36
Exons: 4
Coding region: 66-629 (187 amino acids)
Molecular function (GO): protein binding
Source: RefSeq, a predicted model, not a curated record